CAUAACAUGUGGAUACGCGAUUUUAUUUAAAAAACGAAUCAAAAUUCAACACUUGGUUCCACACAAAAAGGAUUUUCAUUUGAAUUUUCCAACAGAUUUUAUUGAGGGAUCAACAUUCGAAUCGUGAUUAACUUCAGAUACGUCUGUCAAUUGUUUUAUUUUUAUUAAAAUUUGCAUGUGUUUAAAAAAAAUUUGAAUUCGUUUUUCAAAUGUUUUUUUGGUAAAAUAUUUCAUGAAACACGUGGUGAUGAAGUUUUUCUGAAAACUAGUUGCUAAAAGUACUCGUAUCAAGUGUGGUAAAUAAGUGGUGAUUGUUUUAACGUUUAACCGGCUUUUUUGUGUGUAACAAGAAAAUAUGACUUCAUCCGAAAUUAUGGGCACGGACGAAACUGAAGAUGGAUUAUCCGCAAAACAAAUGUUUUCUCAAGGGGAUGGUCUUACUUACAAUGAUUUUAUAAUAUUACCAGGAUACAUAAAUUUCUCAGCAGAUGAUGUGGAUAUUUCAGCACGAUUAACUCGCAAAAUAAUGUUGAAAGCUCCAUUGGUUUCAUCGCCCAUGGAUACAGUUACUGAAGCAGAUAUGGCUAUUGCAAUGGCGCUAUGUGGAAGUAUUGGAAUAAUUCACCACAAUUGUACCGCAGAUUAUCAGGCAAAUGAAGUCUCCAAAGUGAAAAAAUACAAACAUGGUUUUAUCCAUGACGCCAUUGUUUUAGCCCCAACAAACACUGUUGAAGACGUACUAAAUGUGAAAAAAGAACAUGGAUUCUGUGGCAUUCCAAUAACAGCUGACGGUAAAAUGGGUGGAAAAUUAUUAGGCAUUGUAACAUCACGCGACAUUGAUUUUCUGGAAGAAGCCAACAAUAAAUCAGUUAAAUUAGAAGAUAUUAUGACAAAAUUAGAAAAUUUAGUAACAGCCCCACAAGGAUGCACCCUAAAACAGGCCAACUCAAUCUUAGAGUCCAGUAAAAAGGGCAAGUUGCCAAUUAUUAAUAAGGAAGGUAAUUUAGUUGCCUUAAUCGCACGCACCGACUUAAAGAAAAAUCGUAGUUAUCCAAUUGCAUCGAAAGAUGACAACAAACAAUUGUUGGUGGGAGCCGCAAUUGGAACUCGUCCAGAUGACCGACAUCGAUUAAAUUUAUUAGUUCGUGCUGGUGUCGAUGUAGUCGUUUUAGAUUCGUCGCAAGGAAAUUCCAUUUACCAAAUCGAAAUGAUAAAAUAUAUCAAAGAAACUUAUCCAGCGUUGCAAGUGAUUGGGGGUAAUGUUGUAACGGUGAAGCAAGCGAAAAACUUAAUUGAAGCGGGAGUGGAUGCGUUGCGUGUGGGCAUGGGCAGUGGUAGUAUUUGUAUAACACAAGAAGUCAUGGCUGUGGGACGACCACAAGCUACAGCCGUUUAUAAAGUGGCCCAAUAUGCAGCCAAGUUUGAUAUUCCAGUGAUUGCCGAUGGAGGUAUCCAAUCGAUUGGCCAUAUUAUGAAAGCGUUAUCGUUAGGCGCAUCCACGGUUAUGAUGGGCUCACUGUUAGCGGGCACAUCUGAAGCACCUGGCGAAUAUUUCUUCUCUGACGGUGUACGAUUAAAGAAAUAUCGUGGAAUGGGUAGUAUUGAGGCGAUGGACCGAAAAGAUGCUCAAGGAGCAGCCAUGGAUCGCUAUUUUCAUAAUGAAAUGGACAAAUUGAAGGUGGCUCAAGGAGUAAGCGGUGCAAUUGUGGAUAAAGGAUCUGUAUUACGAUUUUUACCAUACCUUCAAUGUGGCUUACGUCAUGGCUGUCAAGAUAUCGGUGCAAAAUCGUUACAAGCUUUAAGAACAAUGAUGUACAGUGAUGAGUUACGUUUCGAGAAACGUUCACAUUCAGCUCAAGUUGAAGGCAACGUGCACGGUUUAUUCUCAUAUGAAAAACGUUUAUUUUAACAUAAGUUCCCACCAUCCCCUCUACCUCCCCCAUUCUAAUUGAUGCGCUUGAACGUCAUGUCAUGCAUAUUUGCACGCAUGCGUUCGUCUCAUCAAAUUAGAAUGAUUUAAUCGUUUUCUUUUGUUUUUUUUGGAAAAUUAUUUGUAAAUUUAUUUUUUUAUGUACAUUUAGGGUCUUUAGAUUUAUUUAAUUUUUGGGUAGUUUUAUUUCUUUUUGUCAAAAAUAGAUUUUAAGUCAAAUUACGUGGAUUUAUAGUCAAAAUCGCUUAUAACAUCAUUGACGAGACUUAAAAUUCUGCUCCUGAUAUCCGAUAUAUUCGUUGUAUGUGAUAAAAAGUCUCCAGUAGUUAUUUCGAUGACAUCCAACUCGAUUUUUUGGGGCUCCAGCUUGAGAAGGAUAAUUUUAGUGAUGAAAUUUGUCGCUAUAAUUGACAUGCCGUUUUAUCUGACGCUGUAUGUCCUCAAAUGGAUCUUAAUUGGUCGUUAUAAACGAUUUUAACUUUGACAUUUGAUAUAUAAUAGGGUUUGUACAUUUACUAAAUCAUUUAUAUACAGUGUGAUCAUUUUAAAAGUAUCCACCCUUAACAAUUCUUUACCUGAUGUGAAUAUUGUCUUGAGUGAAAAUACGUCGAUUUAGAUAUCGAGCAGGAAGUUUAAUCCCUUCGCCCCUAGCACCCCCUACAUUGUAAUAUAUCACUUCGAAAUAAUUUCGGGAUAGAAAUCGUACAAACCCUAACAAUAUAUCUAAGCACCACCCGAAAUUAAAAAAUUUUCCACUUAUAUCAAUUUUUUUACUUUCACUUUUUUUAUCCUUCUGAAUAUUCGAACGAUUUACACCGAAAUUUUUCUUGCUUUAAUUUCUAGAUCAUGUAUUUAUCAAAUUAGCGAUUAUUAUCUUAGAAUAAUUACGAUUAGUUUAUUCAUAACAUAGAAAUUGUGAUAGAAUAAAAGCAAAUUAAAAUUUCUUUGCCAUUUCUUCUUGAAAUGGAAAGAACCUUGGACCAUUGUGUAUGGAAAAUGGCUUUCGGUCAAAUCUCGUCAAAACUUUGGCAAGAUUUAUUCAGAAUGACAAG
This is a messenger RNA of Chrysoperla carnea, 2982 nucleotides long. RefSeq names its product inosine-5'-monophosphate dehydrogenase (gene ras). The record is from RefSeq and is a predicted model, not a curated record. Gene Ontology annotation, cellular component: cytoplasm. The transcript is spliced from 7 exons. Gene Ontology annotation, molecular function: IMP dehydrogenase activity. Gene Ontology annotation, biological process: GTP biosynthetic process. NCBI's taxonomy places the organism in Eukaryota, Metazoa, Arthropoda, Insecta, Neuroptera, Chrysopidae. The coding region runs from base 356 to 1909 and encodes 517 amino acids.